Molecule: messenger RNA, 3739 nt
Organism: Polypterus senegalus (gray bichir)
Lineage: Eukaryota; Metazoa; Chordata; Cladistia; Polypteriformes; Polypteridae
Gene: trip6
Product: thyroid hormone receptor interactor 6
Exons: 10
Coding region: 551-2449 (632 amino acids)
Biological process (GO): cell-cell adhesion
Cellular component (GO): stress fiber; focal adhesion
Source: RefSeq, a predicted model, not a curated record
GGGCCUCCAGGCUGCAGGAGGUGGAAGGAAAAAAGUUACGAAGCUUGAAGGAAAGUUUCUCAUUAACUUUUUAAAAUAUAUAUUACACCCUUAGGUGGGGUUAGAGGGUGUCAAGACGAAAAAAGCAUGCAAAUGUACAAGCUAAUCGACAAGGUGGUCGUGUAGACUUCCUGAUUGCGCGCUAGAACACACCGAAUCAGUUGGUUCCCUAUUUUUUUUUUUAGAAAUCGGGCAAAGAAACGUUUGAUUAAAACCCCUGAACCCCACUCAUUUACAAGGAUCUAAACUGCGCACCGCAUACGGAAAUAUAUACUUUUUUAUCAAUAAAUUACGUUUAUAGAGAGUGAAAACCACUCUGAAGUGCUCGAGUAAAAAAGGGAGCGCUAGGCAGGGGGCUGUUUAACGGUUCGCUCUGUUCUUACAAAUCACGGCUCUUUUUACAUCAGCGAUCACAGCGAAGAACUGUAACAGCGCGGACUUUUUUUAUUGUUUUUUCUUUUAAUGCCGAGAGGAAACAAGGAGGAGUACUGACGACUUGGGCGGAUAAAAGAUGUCUGGUCCCACAUGGUUACCCCCAAAAACACUAGGCAGCCCGGAACGACAAAACACUACUGUGUCCUCAUCUUCCUCUUCUGCAUAUAAGCCAUCAAAAAAGAUGCCCCAAUCUGCCAAACAGAAAUACAGUGCCUAUGAACAAAAUGGAGAAAUCGGUGGAAUGGUCAGUCGAUACCAAACUCAGGGACCUACAGAUGGUUUGUUACCACAUUCUGAAGAUUUAGUGUCUCAGGGACAAUAUCCACUUCCCCCUGUGUUGGGUGACCACUACUACCAAACAUCUCCAGGAUCAAAAGAUGAGCGAAAUGCUUGGCACCAUCCCUCAAGCACCUUUGAUAUCCAUGCACGUAUAGCUGAGAAAGCAGGAUCACACUCAACCAACAUUGAUGCAGAAAUAGACUCUCUAACCAGCAUGCUAGCAGACAUGGAGAGUGCCCCACAAUAUGUACAUCACCCCUGUGGACAGGUUUAUGACAACAUGACUUACUCAAAACAGCCUAUGGAUCGGUAUAAGCCGGCACCGUCUUCUGCUGCCCAAAGUACAAAUAAACCAGUGGUGAACUAUCAUCACUCUUUGCAACAGUCAUCACACCUUCCUCAACAAGUUACCCAAGUACAGGUGGCCCAGCAUCACACUGUGCCACAAUAUGCUGGUGUGCCAUCUACAGCUUACACAAGUCCUCAAAUGUCUCCUUACGGUCCUCCUUCCAACCAUACAGUUCAUCAAAUGCAGCAGAUUUCUUCAUAUAGCCCUCAGCAGAUGCCUGGUUAUGUCUACUCCUCCCAAGGCCAAAAGCCAUAUCCUCAACCUGUUCCUGCCUCUUACACAACUGCAUCAACACCAACUGGACCUCGAUUUAGUGUUCAGGUUAAAACUGCCCAGCCAGUCAGCACCUAUUCCCAAACGAGCCGACAGGCUGAGCAAGCUUAUGCCCCUCCUUCGCCAAGACAAGCUGGUCCUCAACAUGCUGAGCCUCCUUAUCGAGAACGAACUGGACCCUAUUCUGAGGCAGGACAAAAUUGGUACCCAACAAAUUCAUCUCAACCAAAUAGUUCACCACAGGAUGGAAACAAGAAGGGAUACCGUGGCUAUUCACCUCCUGGUCCAAGGCUAUCUCAGGCAGGUGUAGGUGUGCCCAAGAGGAACCAGGAAACACUGCCUCCUGCCCCUACUCAAACUGUUGCUUACCCUGCUGUCAAGACUCCAGUUAGUCGACCUGAGGAUGAACUUGACCGUCUUACCAAGAAGCUGGUAUAUGAUAUGAAUCAUCCGCCAACUGAGGAAUACUUUGGACGCUGUGCUCGUUGUGGGAAUAAUGUUGUUGGUGAUGGGACCGGUUGCAUUGCCAUGGAUCAAGUGUUCCAUGUUGAAUGUUUCACAUGCAUCACCUGCCAAUGUCGUCUUCGUGGACAGCCAUUCUAUGCCAUUGAAAAAAAGUCCUACUGUGAAAACUGCUAUAUAUCCACCUUGGAGCGCUGUUCUAAAUGUUCUCAGCCCAUCCUAGAUCGCAUCUUACGGGCAAUGGGUAAAGCAUAUCACCCUCACUGUUUCACAUGUGUGGUCUGCAAUCGCUGCCUGGAUGGGGUACCAUUCACUGUCGAUGCAACAUCUCAGAUCCACUGCAUUGAGGAUUUCCACAGGAAGUUUGCACCACGGUGCUCAGUGUGCGGAGAGGCCAUUAUGCCGGAAAAGGGACAGGAAGAGACUGUGAGAAUUGUAGCUCUGGACCGUAGCUUCCAUGUCAACUGUUAUGUGUGUGAGGAGUGCGGGUUACUUUUGUCUUCAGAAGGAGAAGGCCGUGGCUGCUAUCCCCUGGAUGGACACAUUCUGUGUAAAAGCUGUAGUGCCCGGAGAAUUCAGGAACUGUCUUCGAAAAUCUCAACUGACUGCUAGUAGGACCUGCUUACUGGAAAGAGUCUGUCCCCAUGCCGAUGCUUCCUAAAUUUGCACUCCUUUUUGCUUAAAGCACAGAACUUGACAAUUAGAGUGGAAGCUGGUGAGAUAUUUUUUUCUUGUCAUCUUGAUAGCAAGAUGCUUGAACCACAUGUUCUCAAAUUUUCCUAUGAUUGAUUCAAGUUCUUAAUUCCAUGCUUUUGAAACUUUGCACUCUGAAACUCAGAAGAACAGUCUAAACCCCAUAAUGCCUGAAGAACUGCACCUUGGGAAUCCGUCUUUGAUUCAUGAGAGAGCCGCAUUUCAGUUUCAGCCAAGUAAUGGGGGCAUAGUUUUCACAACCAUUUAUACGUCUGAGGAAUUUUCCUCCUGCCUCUGCAAGGCUGCAAAUCUGCAAACCAAAUUUGACCACGUUUUCCCAAAUUAAUGGGUGGGAUCUGUUUAGCACCAAAGUCAAGCUUGUUCAUAAUGAGCCGUUAGGAAUCAAUUGCUUGACACUCAAAUGCGGACAAUACCAUCUCAUCUUACAAUAUGAAGUCUUAGAUGACUUCUCUCUUCCUGUUCUAGUUCAUGUUAAGAGUCAUUUUAAACAGACAUUAAUCUAAACCAAAGUAUACCGUUUUAGAAAAGCGAUCAAAAAUACAUAUCAUAGAAAGCAGCUUAUAUGCUUACUAAAAAGGUCAAAAACUGGUGUUUCAUCUUUUGCACUGCCUGCUGCCUUCUGUGUGAAGACUCCGAGUUGGCGGAGGAGUUUCACUGUCUGCUUAUCCGUCCAAUUGCUGGCGUUAUGACCCACUUUAAUCAAAAAAUGAAAGUUCUAUUUUUUUCCCCACCUCGGCUUAGUUCUCAUAAACAAUUAGAGUUUAUGUUUUAAAGCAGGAUGUGGUUUUGGUAGGUGUUUGUUAUUUUUUGCAUAUGGUUUGAGGGAGGAGGAGAGGUGAUUUUUUUUUUUUUUAUUAUAAAGAGUUCGGAAUGAUAAACUUAAGAUUUAACAAUGCAAAGCAUGGUUUCCCUUAUCUUUGUGUGAAAAUUUUGAUAAUUUCUCUCAGCGUAAAAGAAAGUAACACAUGUUAGAGUUUUGUGGCAUUCAUCGGCCUACGAUGUUGACUUCAGAGGUGCAGCAGCAGAAUAAGAGUAAUUUCCUCCAUAGCUAGUAAUGGAGUUAGGUCAGUUUGGACUUAUAGAGAAAAGGGAAGGAAUUUGUAAAUGAAGCUUCCUUGUAACGUUAACCUGUCCAACUGGAACAUCUCUCUCUUAUUGACAAAUAAAGGGACUAAAAAAGGUGAAAUU